Lobosporangium transversale is the source of this 1239-nucleotide messenger RNA. Its product is annotated as legume-like lectin family-domain-containing protein. Gene Ontology annotation, biological process: endoplasmic reticulum organization; endoplasmic reticulum to Golgi vesicle-mediated transport; Golgi organization. Gene Ontology annotation, molecular function: D-mannose binding. The transcript is spliced from 6 exons. The record is from RefSeq and is a predicted model, not a curated record. Lineage: Eukaryota; Fungi; Mortierellomycota; Mortierellomycetes; Mortierellales; Mortierellaceae. Gene Ontology annotation, cellular component: COPII-coated ER to Golgi transport vesicle; endoplasmic reticulum membrane; endoplasmic reticulum-Golgi intermediate compartment. The coding region runs from base 266 to 1219 and encodes 317 amino acids.
CGCCCUUUUUUUAUUUUGUCACUUCAUCUAUUUUCAUUCCCAACCCGUCCUUGAUCAGCUCUCACUUUCUUUUUCUGUUGGCUGGAAUAUCUUCAACGGCGAUACAGGAAACGAAAAUACAGGAUAGAGGGAUUGUUAUUGCUGCUGCAAAAACGCGUGAAAAUAACCAGGAAACGAGCCCAAUUCCUUAGUAUACAUACACCCUUUGGAAAACAACAACGACCACACAAUUGGAACCAACAAACUAGCUUUCUAUUCAAAGACUAUGGCCAUCUCAAAAAGACGCUUCUUGUUUGGGACGGUGGCUCUCUUGUCGGCAACAGCCUGUUUGGUCCAUCGAGCCCAGGCAUAUUUAGAUGAUGAAGAUGAUGAGAAUGUGCAUUCACUGAGGACCCAUUCCCUCUAUAUGCCUUAUAUCGAUCAGGAUCUUCAGAACCGCUGGUUUGACUUUGGUGGCGAUACAAUCAUCAACACCAACCAUCAAAUCCGUCUGACCCAAGAUUAUCCUUCGCAAUCGGGCUGGCUCUGGAGCCGUUUGCCCCUAACUGCACCCAACUUCCAAAUCGAGUUUGAGUUCAAGGUCCAUGGCAAGGGCGAUGGCCUUGUUGGUGAUGGGUUUGCAGUAUGGCUCACAAAAGAGCGUGCAGAACCUGGUCCAGUCUUUGGAAACCGCGACAACUUUGAAGGCCUGGGUAUUUUCUUCGACACUUAUGCUAACGCUAGGCAAACACAUUCGUUCCCUUACGUCAUGGCAAUGGUUGGUGAUGGUAGAACAUCCUAUGACAAUGCUCAUGAUGGUUUGAAUAAUAGAGCUGCCGGAUGCGAAGCUGACAUUAGAGGCAAAGAUGUCCCCACCAAAGGACGUAUUUCCUAUAAUGGAAACUCACAGACUCUCAAGCUCGAACUUCGGACUACGGAGUCAGAUAAGUCGGACACUUGCUUCAUUCUGACGGACCUUAAGCUACCACCAGCCUUUUUCCUUGGUUUCACUGCAAUCACAGGCGGGGUCCAUGACAACCACGACAUCAUCAGUGUAUCAACAUAUGUGUUGGAUAAGGGCGAGGACUUUUCUGUUGAGAGAGCAAAUAAUACCCGUCCUCCCUCGGGCAAGUCAAGCUUUGGCUGGGUCCUCAAGCUACUCGCUGGCAGCGGUGUCUUUGCAGGAAUUGUAUUCAUUGCUUUCAAAAUGACCAAGAAGAAUGACAGAGCGCGGUUUUAGAUGAAGUUGACUAGUUGAAU